AUGUCGCCGCCAACACCUAAGAGUCCAUUCCUUUUCCAGACAGGCCGUUCCCUUCCAACGCCUCUCGUCACUCUCAACGACCUGAUCAUGGCCGAUCCCUCGCAAGAAACCCUUCCGCAGACCGCAUCUGUGGCCUCGCCAACCACCGUCGCAGCACCCGCCCUUGCGCCCAUAUCAAACGGCACCCCAGCCGAAGAUGUCGAGAUGGCAGACUCGGCGCCCGCCCAGCCUUCAGCUGUAGAGCAAUCUGCGCCCACAGAAACAUCUGCAAUUGCUUCCGAAUCCGCGCCAGCGCCCCCAUCGGAGCCACAAGCACAACCACCUCCAGUCCAACAGCAGCAACAACCCGCGCAGCCCGCUCUCUCAGCACCUUCACCCGCCCCAGCUCCCGCAUCAUCGCGCAAUUCGCCGCAUCCGAGUGGACCUGCGCAGAUACCUGUUCAUGCGACGCUGCAUGGAGCACCUACACGGCAGUAUUUGAAUCAGCAUGUCACGCCACAUCUGCUGGAGGCGAUGAAGCAUUUGGUUACGGAAGAACCGGAGAAGCCGCUGGAGUUUUUGAGCAAGUGGUUGGCGCAGAAGAGUGCGGAGCUUGAGGGUUGA
Molecule: messenger RNA, 603 nt
Organism: Didymosphaeria variabile
Lineage: Eukaryota; Fungi; Ascomycota; Dothideomycetes; Pleosporales; Didymosphaeriaceae
Exons: 2
Coding region: 1-603 (200 amino acids)
Source: RefSeq, a predicted model, not a curated record